Messenger RNA from Bacillus rossius redtenbacheri, 1708 nucleotides. Its product is annotated as lachesin-like. The record is from RefSeq and is a predicted model, not a curated record. Gene Ontology annotation, cellular component: neuron projection. The transcript is spliced from 10 exons. Lineage: Eukaryota; Metazoa; Arthropoda; Insecta; Phasmatodea; Bacillidae. The coding region runs from base 1 to 1278 and encodes 425 amino acids.
AUGACGCAGCUAUUUGGGGUGUGGAUUGUUCAGGGGGUUGAGGCGGGAGAGGGCAUUUCUAUCAGCACUCAACUAAAGGAAUGUCAAGUUGUAAAUAGACAGGUUAUUUUACUAGUUGUUGUGUCACAAUUCAUUUAUUCACAGGCUUCCGGAAACGUUGAGGUGGCCUGGCUGCGCGUAGACACCCAGACCAUCCUGACGAUAGCCACCCACGUAAUCACCAAGAACCACCGCAUCGCAGUGACGCACAGCGACCACCGCACGUGGUACCUCACCAUCAGGGACGUGAGGGAGCAGGACCGCGGCUGGUACAUGUGCCAGAUCAACACCGACCCCAUGAAGAGCCAGGUCGGCUACUUGGAGGUAGUAGUGCCGCCGGACAUCCUGGACUACCCCACCAGCACGGACAUGGUGGUGCGCGAGGGCACCAACGUGACCUUGAGGUGCGCGGCCACGGGGUCCCCGCCGCCCACCAUCACCUGGCGGCGGGAGAGCGGCGAGACCAUCCCCAUGGGCGGCGGUCAGGAGAUGGCCAGUAUCGAAGGGCCGGUGUUCAACAUCACAAGAGUGAACAGGCUUCACAUGGGAGCGUACCUGUGCAUAGCGUCCAACGGCGUGCCUCCCACCGUCAGCAAGAGGAUCAUGCUGAUUGUUCACUUUCCACCUAUGAUAUGGAUACAAAAUCAGCUUGUGGGCGCGCAAGAAGGACAGGAGAUGACUUUAGAGUGCCACUCUGAAGCUUACCCAAAAUCGAUUAACUACUGGACAAGAGAGAAAGGAGAGAUCAUAGCCCAGGGAGGCAAGUACGAGCCCGUGCUGCUCGACAACGCCUACAAGGUGCACAUGAAGCUGACGAUCCGGUCCGUGGGGCCGGCGGACUUCGGCUCCUACAAGUGCGUCUCCAAAAACUCCCUGGGCGACACCGACGGCAGCAUCAAGCUCUACCAGAUCCCCACUCCGACUACGUUGCACAGGACCGCGCCGACGACAGAACCCAGUAUCUCUACAGAGUACGACAAGAAAAUAAAGUUUAGGCCACAAAAUGGACAAAGCGCUACCACAAAUCAAGAAAUCAACGAAAUAAUUGUACACUCUGAUGCUGAAAAGAUGACAAAAGAAAGAGACGUGAAGCACCGAGGCCGCCCGAGGGAAGAGAACAGUUUGGGCCCUCCGCCCGUGGAGGACUCUGCUUCGGGCGCCGCGGCCCUGACCUGCCCCACGGUGCUCCUGGCGGGGGCCGCACUGGUGUACCUGCGCAGGACCCGGGUCCCGCCGUAGAGCCGCCCUCGACCCCUGCGCCCCAGCUCUCGGUGAACACUCACUGACAGACCGACUUCGUGUGCGAGGCCACGCUUUGGUAUAAAAAAUGAAAAAAAAAAAAGCUUUUGUCGAAAGAAGACAAUAAAACAAAUAUUCAUUGGACGAGUUUGUUAACUUGCACCUCAAGAGCAGAGAAGAAUAUUCCGCCAAGUAUGCAUGAUUAACUGUGAAGUGUUGUGACAACGCUAGCAUCCACGUAAAUGUCAAUAUAAUGAUAAAAAAUAAACUUUUGGGAAGUACAAAAUGUAUACAUGUGGUGUACAGUUAAAUGUAGUAAAGGUUUACCCAAGGGACCCAAAUUAUGCAAAUAAGAAUGUGGUUUAUUUUUCAUUCCAUUGUAUAAAUGGGCUGUGUCGUAUACAUUUACUGAAUAGAGAUUAAAGUAUGA